Molecule: messenger RNA, 1483 nt
Organism: Camellia sinensis
Lineage: Eukaryota; Viridiplantae; Streptophyta; Magnoliopsida; Ericales; Theaceae
Source: RefSeq, a predicted model, not a curated record
UAUAUAGAUAUAGAUAUAUGUAUAUGAGUUGGUUGACAGGAAUCCUAAAGAAAAUCCUAAGCACGAACGACCGAAGAGGUGGCGGCGGCAACGGCGAGACAUACGCAACCCAGCCAACGAAAGACCAAAACGAAUCUCUCUCUCGUCUUCGAGAGACUCCUAUUCCAACAACAACAAUUGCAUCUACAAUAACAACAGUGUCAACAAAAUGCUCCUCUUUCUGGAAUUUCAAGCAUUGAAGAUGAACCCAGAAGACGAUUAGAAUCCAACAAUUGCUUUUCCUCUUGGAAUUGCGAAGCUAGCAUCGUUUCGUCGCCGGUAGCGAGAAUGGGCAAGUGUAUAAGCUUGACAGCGUUGCAAAACCAACGCUACAGGCACUCCUUCGGCAAGGCAGGCCUCAAAUCAGUAACCACUGAUCUCGGUGACGGCACCGUCAUGCACUUCUGGAUUCCCAAGUCCCACAAACCCAACAAGCCCACUCUUCUCCUCAUCCACGGCAUCGGUGCCAACGCCAUGUGGCAGUGGAACCCGUUCAUAUCUCGAUUCUCCUCCAAAUUCAACGUCUAUGUCCCUGACCUGCUCUUCUUUGGCGACUCCUACACCACCCUGCCCGACAGGACCGAGGCAUUCCAGGCCCGUAGCAUCAUGCGGGCCAUGGAGGCAUACGGGGUGGCGCGGAGCAUGCUUGUGGUGGGACUGAGUUAUGGCGGAUUUGUUGGGUACAGCAUGGCGGCGCAGUUUCCGGAGGCGGUGGAGAGGCUGGUGAUAGGAGCUGCUGGGGUGUGCAUGGAGGAGAAGGACAUGGAAGAUGGGUUGUUCAAGGUCAAGAGUAUAGAUGAGGCUGCUACCAUAUUGUUGCCGCAGACCCCUGACAAGAUGAGGGAGUUGGUCCAGCUCACGUUUUACAAGCCGCCCAAGAUCCUGCCUUCAUGCGUCCUUACCGAUUUCAUUCGAGUGAUGUGUACAGAAUACCUUGAAGAAAGAAAAGAAUUGAUCCAAGCAUUGCACAAGGACAGGAAACUCUCUGAUCUUCCCAGCAUAACCCAGCCCACAUUUAUAAUAUGGGGAGAUCAGGAUCAGAUAUUCCCAGUGGAAUUAGCACACAGAUUAAAAAGGCAUUUGGGUGAGAAUGCACAACUAUUAAUCACAAAGAAUGCAGGGCAUGCCAUCAAUAUGGAAAAGACGAAAGAGUGGUUCAAACCCAUGAGGUCAUUCCUUAUUGAUCCUCUUCCUCCUAAGCAUGAAAACCAUGGCGAUGAUGGCAAGGCAGAUGAAGAGGUUUAGGGGAAAAGAGGGUAGUCAAUUCAAGAUAGACUUACCACAGAAAUGCAUAAGAACAAAAUUGAACUGUUCAAGUUUAGUUUGUGAUAGACUAAAUAAAAAUUGAAUAUUUUUUUAAUUGAUCAAAAGAUUAACAAAUUAAGAGUUUACACAUUAAUUUACAUUAAACUUAAUUAAGUCACUGUUCGACUCGUUUAUAGUC